AUGCUCGACUCGUCCGAGACUCCUCCUCCUCUUCACUUCUCACCGCCGUCCAGCGACCAGGAUCGCACCUCGACCCGCGAGUCGACCCCAAUUGGCACUCCCCUGGGCCUCACAUCCAGCAACCCUCGCAGGCCCGACCUGCUGCAUAACCACCACCUGGUACACCGCAAGGCGACUGCUCCCAGCUCAUUCUCGCCCUCGACAGCCCAUAUUCCCGUGUUCGACGACGAGGACGAGGACGACUCGAUAUUCCCGCUCUUCCCGUCAUCGCCGCCAGACCAGCACCACAGCAGCCGCCGCCGCCAUCAUCGCUACAACAGCAGCCAGCACAGCAUCACCAUGGACAACCGCGCCAUGCCCAUCGACCUGUCCUCGAGGCAGACGUCCAAGUCGCCACCGGGCCAGCAGGCAUCCAACCUGACCUCCGCCCUCCAGAAAGCGGCCACCGGGGCCGCCGAUAUGUCCUCGAACUGGAACGGAGUCGCAUCGAACGCCUACAUGACCAACGCGGCGCGCAAGGAGUCCUUUAGCGCAACCAUGGCGCAGUACUCGAAUGGGAGCAAACCGAUCACCGUCGUCGGCUCGAACCGUGACAAGCCCCGGCGUGAGAGUCUGGCCGGCAGUCUCGUCGGCGGUAUGAGCUGGGGAGGCGUCUCCGUCGGCAGCUGGAUCAGAGACGAUAUCAUUAUGACGGGCACUUCGCCGUUCACGCUACAGUCGCCGUCAUAUCACUCUUCCUCGUAUCUACCGAAGCUCGAAGCCAACUUUAUGCGCGACUUCUCAUGCUGUGGCAUCACCCUGCCCUCACUACAUGACCUACUUCAGCAUUAUGAAGAAGCUCACGCCCAGAGAUCCCCGCAGCCGCCACAGAGGUCGGCGCAGGCGAACCAGACAACAUCGUCAGAUAGCAGAACCAUGCCCGGUGGCUCCCCGCACCCAUCACAGCAGAGCCAGCAGCAGUCGAGUAUGGGCACCGCACCCGGGCGGGCAGUCUCGUCGACGCCAGGAACCCCACGCCCGCACCAUAGGCUACCACAGCAGCCACAGCAGCCCCUCAUGCAGACGACUACCGGAUUCGGCCAGUCGCAAUCAAACGACCUACCAGAUAUCGACUCCGUAGACGAUAUGGAUAUGGAGAUGGAUGACCCGUUGAGCGAUGGCGGUUUCCAGCAGCAGUCCCACCAACAAUCUCUCGCCCAGGCCCGCUUUGCUCAAGAGAAUGGCGGUAGCCGCGUAACACCACUCAAUAUGGGAAUGCUACAGGGCCAGCAACGUUUCCGCAGUUCGGCGCCAGGCACCCCUGUCUCCCCGGGUAGACCUCUUCACAACAACCCAACAGUCUCAUCCGUCAACACUCCAACCCUCAUGCCCCUCCCUGUCCAACAGCAACAGCAACAACAGCAGCAGAACUCCCAAUAUAGAAGCACGCCCGAGUCUUCGGCGCCCGGGACCCCGGCAGAACUCGACGAAUCCAUAGUUGGUGGAUUUGGCGACAUGUCAAUGCAGGGCGCCGCCACACCGGGCAGUGGGGCCGGCCAACAACAGUUUGUUGCCUUUGGUGGCAACGGUAUGCUGGAUCUCUGCAUCGAUGAGCCGGCUAAGCGGCUCUUUAGACCGAAUGGUGGAUUCGGUAAUGGGAAAACAGCACAGCAAGCACCACCGUUUCGACUCGGUACGUCGCAUUAUGGCGCAAAUAGCGACAUCGCUCAGCAUAUCAGGGAGCAGCAGAAACUCGCCGGAGUUCCAGACGUUGCUAUCACUAUGAAACCAGACGAUGAGCCAAAACCGUUUAGAUGUCCCGUAAUAGGAUGCGAGAAGGCGUAUAAGAACCAGAACGGUCUCAAAUAUCAUAAAUCACAUGGUCACAACAACCAGCAACUCCACGACAACGCAGACGGCACCUUCUCGAUCGUCGACCCAGAAACCUCCGCCCCUUACCCAGGCACGCUAGGCAUGGAGAAAGAAAAGCCGUACCGCUGCGAAGUCUGCGGAAAGCGAUACAAGAACCUCAACGGUCUAAAGUAUCAUCGCGCACAUUCGCCGCCAUGUAAUCCGGAAUUCUCAUUUGCUACCGCAGCAGGUCGUCCAUUCAAUACUCCCGGCGGCGUCAUGCAUGGAGAGAAUAUUAAUAUUGCCGGAGCUGGACUCACGGGUAUUGGGGAAGAAGGGCUGUAG
This is a messenger RNA of Arthroderma uncinatum, 2175 nucleotides long. RefSeq lists its product as uncharacterized. The record is from RefSeq and is a predicted model, not a curated record. The transcript is spliced from 3 exons. Gene Ontology annotation, cellular component: nucleus. The coding region runs from base 1 to 2175 and encodes 724 amino acids. Lineage: Eukaryota; Fungi; Ascomycota; Eurotiomycetes; Onygenales; Arthrodermataceae.